Messenger RNA from Anolis carolinensis (green anole), 5137 nucleotides. It is a transcript of the gene slc28a3, whose product is annotated as solute carrier family 28 member 3. The coding region runs from base 265 to 2442 and encodes 725 amino acids. Gene Ontology annotation, cellular component: plasma membrane. Gene Ontology annotation, molecular function: pyrimidine- and adenosine-specific:sodium symporter activity; purine-specific nucleoside:sodium symporter activity. The transcript has 18 exons. The record is from RefSeq and is a predicted model, not a curated record. Gene Ontology annotation, biological process: purine nucleoside transmembrane transport; pyrimidine nucleoside transport. NCBI's taxonomy places the organism in Eukaryota, Metazoa, Chordata, Lepidosauria, Squamata, Anolidae.
GAAAUUCACUUUUUUUGGCCUACAGCUCCAGGAAACUUUCAGCUAACAUGACCAGUACAAUAUAGCCAAUUUUACAGGGAUUGACAUGCAGUGACUCUGUAAGAGAGGUAAUGAUUGAAAAAUCAUUUGAACUUUGGGAUGUCUCAAAGCCAUGUCUUAACCAUCCUCUUUUGUAGAAUUUCACAAGCUUGGAUUUUUUACUCUGGUGUGUAGACAUGUAUGCAAUUGUGUGAUUGACACACACACACACAGGAAGGUGGAGCAAUGAAUUCAGCCGUAAAGUUCUGGGUGUGGUUACAGUCAGGUAAACUUGAAAUAGUAAAAAGAUUUCCUCCAUCCAAUGCUGCCUUGGAUAUUGUUGCUGGUUGCACAGGGCUGAAAAGAACCCAAAAUUUUGAAAAAAUAAUUCUUCUGGCUAAACAUAUGGCUGCGCCAGAAGCUAAUAGCUACAGGAACCCUGUGUUUGAGGGAGACAUUGAAAAAGACAGUCCAAAUGAAAAAAAUGAUAUUGCACUUAGAAACAGAAAUUUGGAAAAUGGCAAUUCUCUACAUCCUGAAGAACAUGAUGCAAACAUCAAUAUUGAGAUGGAUGAUCAACUGAAUAAACAUGAAUCACAUGCAAAAUCUGUCUUCCACAGGUACCUUGAAAAGAAAUAUGAUACGGUCCUUCACUUUUUCAAGAAACAUAAAACCAUAAUUCGACAGGUUGUUUAUGGAAUAUUGGCAGCAGCUUAUCUGGCAAUGGUAAUUGCAGCCUGUACCUUGAAUUUUCACAGAGCUUUGCCUCUCUUUGUGCUGACUAUCCUUGCCAUCUUUUUCAUCUGCUGGGACUUUUUGAUGGCCAAAUAUGAGAACAGAAUUGCAAAAUCUCUUUCUCCUUUUGGAAAGUUUCUGAAUAAACAGUGGUUUUGGCUGAAAUGGGUGGUGUGGAUCUCUCUAAUAACUGCCAUUGUGUGCUGGCUUAUCUUUGACACUGCCAAACAAGGAGCCAAACAGCUCAUAUCCUUUGCUGGACUAGUCGUGUAUGUUCUCUUGAUGCUGAUUUUUUCUAAAUAUCCAACUAAGGUUGUAUGGAGGCCAGUAUUCUGGGGGAUAGGACUGCAAUUUGUCCUCGGACUAAUAACAUUAAGAACAAAAGUAGGAUUUGAUGCAUUCAAUUGGCUUGGGGUACAAGUACAGACUUUUUUGGGAUACACAGAUGCGGGGUCCAAAUUUGUGUUCGGGGAAAAAUACACAGAUCAUUUCUUUGCCUUCAAGGUGCUGCCUAUAGUCAUUUUCUUCAGCACAGUGAUGUCUGUUCUAUACCACGUUGGAUUCAUGCAAUGGCUUAUUAAAAAGGUUGGAUGGAUAAUGCAAAUUACCUUAGGGACAACCCCUGUUGAAUCCUUAGUUGCAGCCGGCAAUAUAUUUGUGGGACAGUCAGAAUCUCCACUUUUAGUGAAACCCUAUUUGCCGUAUGUUACAAAGUCAGAACUCCAUGCCAUCAUGACAGCGGGGUUUGCCACCAUCGCUGGAAGUGUCUUAGGAGCAUAUAUUUCCUUUGGGGUUUCAGCCACCCACUUAUUAACUGCUUCUGUGAUGUCAGCUCCAGCAGCUUUGGCUAUUGCCAAGCUCUUUUGGCCUGAAACUGAGCAACCCCGAAUAACCGUACAGCGGAGCACGAACCUCGGGAAAGGGGAUUCCCAAAAUCUGUUGGAAGCAGCCAGCCAAGGUGCCUCUUCCUCCAUCUUCCUGGUGGCAAACAUCGCUGCGACUCUGAUUGCUUUCCUUGCUGUGUUGGCUUUCUGUAAUGCAGCCUUGUCAUGGCUGGGGAACAUGUUUGACUAUCCGCAGCUCGACUUUGAGAUAAUUUGUGCCUAUGUCUUCAUGCCAUUUUCUUUCAUCAUGGGAGUCGACUGGGAAGACAGUUUUAUUGUCGGUGGACUUCUAGGUUAUAAGACUUUCUUCAAUGAAUUUGUGGCUUAUGAACACCUAUCUAAACUGAUUCAGCUAAGGAAGAAUGGAGGGGAAAUGUACAGAGAUGGUGUGAAACAAUAUUUGAGUAUCCGGUCAGAAACCAUUGCCACUUAUGCCCUGUGUGGAUUUGCCAACUUUGGUUCCUUAGGAGUGGUGAUUAGUGCUUUGACUGCCUUAGCUCCCUCCAGGAAGAAAGACAUUGCCAACGGGGCCUUCCGAGCCAUGGUCGCUGGCACCGUGGCCUGCUUCAUGACCGCUUGCGUUGCAGGAAUUUUAUCUGUGACAGAAGAUCCAUGCACUACUUUAUUAGAAAACAUGACUACCAAUAGUACAGAGAUGAUUACAUGUUGUUUAAAGCUCGUAAACAGUGCAAACAGUUCGACAGAGAUCUUCCUGAAAACAAACAGCAAUUUAACCAUGACUGGAUGUUGUAAAAUUCUGCACCAACCCACAAUUAACUGCAGCUGGACAAAUACAUUAUCUUAAAUUAAGAUGUUUUUGUGUAAGAGACAGACCUAUACAUUUAUCUCACUGGAGGGGGUCUAAAGUUGUAUCUUGUGGCAAACAAAAUGCGGGGAGAGAAAAUAUCCCACAAGUCAUGCAGCACAGCAUUCUUUAUUUAAGUGCAUGAGUGUUAACUCACAUUGUUUCUAGGAAAUUAUCCUCACCCAGUUGAUGCUCCCAAGAGCAAAACGGCUCUUUGAAGGACUGAUUUUGGCAAAGAGUUAGGUGCCUGCUCCCAUUCAGCCUUCCUCUAUACUUGUUUAUAUAUUCAUCGGUGACUUUUUGUUCAAUCAUCAACAUCAUCUUAAAAGCCAAGAAGAAGUUAGUUGGAACUCAAUGUCAUGUACUAUCUGGUUUUGACACAAUUGCAAUCAAAAGGAACAUUCCUUUCUUUAUUUAUUUAUUUACAAUAAUUUUACCCCGCCUUUCUCACCCCGGAGGGGACUCAAGGCGGCUUCACAACAUGGCAAUAAUUCAAUGCCUUUUAAAAACAAAAUACAAAAGUGUCAAUUAGAUAAUAAAAUAUUAAAAGACAAUUAAAACCAUAACAUUUAACUCUGACAACAGAGUAAAUCAUGUGAUCCAAGCGCAUAGUCCGGGCGGUUCCCUUUGUCAAAUGCUGCACCAGAUUUCCAAAGGCUUGGUCAAAGAGCCAUGUCUUCACUUUUUUGUGGAAGAUCAGGAGGGAGGGGGGCUGAUCUAAUCUCCCUGGGGAGGGAGUUCCAUAGCCGAGGGAACAGCACCGAGAAGGCCCUGUCUCUUGUCCCCGCCAAUCGCGUCUCCGAACAUGAUCUCUGUAAAACGAAUUUGUGAUGAAACAGUGCAGAAAAUAAAAUAUCCCAUCAACCAAAACAAAGACAAAACAAACAGUGUGGAUGGUAUGUAAGGAGAUGGGAAACAGUAACUUUCUUAUACACUAAUUGGCUGUUGGCAAAGGAUAGUUGAGAGUUUAGCAUGAUUUAUCUUAGGGAAGCAAAAAACAUUUUGUUGUAUGGAAUGAAAAGUUAAAUGUUUCAAGAUCUAAGUAAACUUCUGUCAUAUUCUUCAUAGUACUAUAUCAAAUUAUUGAAACCCAAAAGACAUUACCUUCCUGAAUACUUGAAAUUAUCUACUUAUGCUUGAAAACAUAUUCCCUGAAUAAAUUGUUCAUUUAUUUGUCUGAAUUUAGGCCGAGUCAUGAAACUGAAACAGCCUUAGUCGCCUUAAUAGAUGAUCUACGCAGGGAACUAGACCGGGGGAAUGUGUCCUUAUUGGUUCUCUUGGACCUCUCAGCUGCCUUCAAUACCAUAAACCAUGGUAUCCUUCUGGGAUGCCUCAUGGGAAUGGGGCUUGGAGAAACUUUUACAUUGGCUCCGAUCCUUCUGGAUGUUGUUGGGGGACACCUGCUCAGCCCCAUAGCCUUUGUCUUGUGGGGUCCUGCAGGGCUCAGUAUUGUCUCCCGUGUUGUUUAACAUCUACAUGAAGCUGUUAGGAGAGAUCAUCCAGAGUUUUGGAGUUCGAUGUUAUCUGUAUGCAGAUGAUGUACAACUCUUAUCACUCCUUUCCACCUAUUCAGGCCCUGAACCGAUACUUGGGGGCUGUGAUGAUCUGGAUGAGGGUGAACAAAUUGAAAUUGAAUCUAGACAAGACAGAGGUACACCUGGUCAGUCGGAAGGCCGAACAGGGUAUAGGGUUACAGCCUGUGCUGGAUGGGGUGACACUCCCCCUGAAGACGCAGGUUCGCAGCCUGGGAGUUCUUCUGGAUUCAUCACUGAGCCUGGAACCCCAGGUCUCAGAAGUGGCCAGGGGAGCUUUUGCACAAUUAAAACUUGUGCACCAGUUGCACCCAUAUCUUGAGAAGCCAGACUUGGCCAUGGGGAUCCAUGCUCUCGUUACAUCUUGAAUAGACUACUGCAAUGUACUGUACAUGGAGUUGCUUUUAAAGACUGUUUGGAAGCUUCAAGUUGUUCAACGGCAGCCAGAUUACUCACUGGGGUGGCAUACAGGAAGCAUACAACCCCCCUGUUACAUCAGCUCCACUGGCUGCCAGUCUGCUACCGAGCACAAUUCAAAAUGCUGGCUUUAGCCUAUAAAGCCCAAAACGGUUCCGACCCAGCUUACCUGUCCGAACGCAUCUCUUUCUAUGAUCCACCUCAGAGGUUAAGAUCAUCUAGAGAGGGCCUGCUCUCGAUCCCACCUCCUUCGCAGGCAAGGUUGGUGGGGACGAGAGUCAGGGUCUUCUCAGUGAUGGCCCCUCGCCUAUGAAACUCCCCAGCAAAAUUAGAUCAGCUCUCUCCCUCCUGACCUUUCAGAAAAAAGUAAAAAUGUGGCUUUGGGACAAAGCUUUUGGACAAUAAUCUGCAGUAUAAUUUAAAAAAUAUGGAAUAGUCUAAUGACAAUUGGAACAACUACGGAUUACAGCUCUGGAUUAUGUGGUUUUAAUUAGUUGGGAUUUUUGUUUUGUUUUAAUGUUGAGAUUUUUUUUAACUUGUUAGUUUUAAUGUAUUUGUGAUUUUAUUGUAUGUAUAUUUGUGACAUCGAAUGUGCCUUUUUGUAAGGCCGCUCUGAGUCCCCCGCAGGGUGAGAAGGGCGGGAUAUAAAUGUGGUAAAUAAAUGAAUAAAUAAUUUCUAUAUUAAGAGGAAAACAUGUCAAUGGCACAGAUAAUUUUGACUGACUAGUAAAAGAACACAUACUUCA